AUGCCCAUCAGUAUACAUGUCAAUGGGACAGCCCCCGUCAGCCGUCGAGAAAAACUCUACCAAGAGCUCAUUCACCGCAAAGUCGUUCUGACCGAUUUUCAACACUUGCCCACUGUAAUUUACGACUGGCAAACAGCCGAAGGACCCUACUUUCCAAACAUAUACCAAGGACUCGGCGAGGGAGAAUCCGACGGGGCUCCCAAAAACCUCAUGGAAAUGAGAAUCGAACGACAUAGACAUCUCAUGGCGUCGAAUUCGGCAAUGCCACUCAUAGCCCCAUAUGAAGUAUGCCACCCCGGAGAUCUUGUAUACAAUGUGCGCUAUACCAUAUCCGCGGCUCUUGAAUGUUUAAAUCCGGACGGAACGAAGAUUGAACCGCGAUUACUUCAUGGACCGGAUGCACAUAAUGUUAUUAUUCGAACUACGUAUUCGACGCCUCCGCGUACAGCGAUACAUAAUAUUCCGCAUAUGGAACCGGGGGGUUUGUAUUCGUGGGAUAAUAUUAGUAUUAAAGCGGUGCAAAAGAUGUUGUAUGCGCAUGGGAUGAUGUUGUUUGGGGCGGAUGGGAAGAGGAGGACGGUUCCGUUGGAGGAUGAGGUUGUGAGGGAAUUGAUGGGAGAUGUGGAGGAGUGUGUGAGGGGGGGCGUGGGGGAUACGUGGAGAUUGGGGGAUAAUACUAUUGGGUGUGCGGAGGAGGAAGAUAAGUUAGAUACGGAGUACCGUUUUCGAUCGAGAUGA
Messenger RNA from Botrytis fragariae, 738 nucleotides. RefSeq lists its product as uncharacterized. NCBI's taxonomy places the organism in Eukaryota, Fungi, Ascomycota, Leotiomycetes, Helotiales, Sclerotiniaceae. Bases 1 to 738 code for a protein of 245 amino acids. The transcript has a single exon. The record is from RefSeq and is a predicted model, not a curated record.